Molecule: messenger RNA, 1365 nt
Organism: Prunus armeniaca (apricot)
Lineage: Eukaryota; Viridiplantae; Streptophyta; Magnoliopsida; Rosales; Rosaceae
Source: the annotation of a GenBank genome assembly
AUGCCUAUGUACCAGCCAACUGGUAGGAGAAGAGUUGGGGAUAUGAAGUUUGAUGUGGGUAGUGGUGGCCAAGUUCUAGAUCUGGACACUGCAGUGAAAGAUGGGAUUUUGGGUGGUGAAGAUGGGUUAAUUUGUGGUGGCGGUGUUGGUGUUGUGGCUGAAAAGUUGGAUCUGAAGAAGAUGAUUGAGGAGCUUGAGUCCAUUGAGAUUCCUUCAGUCUUCAUUUGCCCAAUCUCAUUGGAGCCAAUGCAAGACCCUGUAACCCUUUGCACGGGUCAGACUUACGAGAGAUCAAACAUUCUCAAAUGGUUCUCUCUGGGCCACUAUACUUGUCCCACAACAAUGCAAGAGCUCUGGGAUGAUUCAGUCACACCCAACAAGACCCUUCAGCAGCUGAUUUGCAGUUGGUUUUCACAGAAGUACUUGGCCAUGAAGAAGAGGUCAGAGGAUGUGCAAGGAAGGGUUUUGGAGAUUCUGGAGACACUGAAGAAGGUUAAGGGCCAAGCCAGAGUUCAAGCUCUCAAGGAGCUCAGACAGGUAGUGACUGCUCAUGCAUCAGCUAAGAACACAGUGGUGGACAAUGGAGGUGUUGCUUUGAUUACUUCUCUGUUGGGUCCUUUCACUUCACACGCUGUUGGGUCAGAAGCAAUUGGGACACUUGUGAAUUUGGACCUCAGUUCAGAAGCCAAGACAAUUCUGAUGCAACCGGCAAAGAUAUCGUUAAUGGUUGAUAUGUUGAAUGAGGGAUCCAUUGAGACCAAGAUCAAUUGUACGAAAUUGAUUGAAGUUUUGAUGGAGGGCAAGGAUUUGGAGUCGGAAAACGUCUCAAGCUUGAGUCUUGUGGUUGGAUUGUUGAGGUUAGUGAAGGAUAAAAGAUACUCUAAUGGUGUUUUGCCUGGUCUCAGUCUGCUGAAGACAAUUUGUUCGCAUGAGUCAGUCAGGAACUCGGUUGUGAGCGUCGGGGCAGUUCCUCAAUUGAUUGAGCUCUUGCCCAAUUUGAAUCAUGAGUGUUUGGAGUUAGCCCUUCAUAUCCUGGAAGUUUUGUCAACGCUUCCUGAGGGAAGGCAGGCUUUGAAAGAUUGUCCUAAGACAAUCCCCAGUGUGGUUAGGCUAUUGAUGAAGGUUUCAGAGAGCUGCACUCAGCUUGCAUUGUCAAUCUUGUGGGCGGUUUGCAAGCUCGCCCCGGACGAAUGCGCAUCGCUUGCUGUGGAGGCAGGUUUGGCAGCCAAGCUGCUUCUUGUAAUUCAGAGUGGUUGCAAUCCUGUAUUGAAGCAAAGGGCUGCAGAGCUCUUGAAGUUGUGUAGUCUAAAUUACACUGCCACAAUAUUCAUUUCCAAGUGUAAGCUUACUAGAACAAUACAAUGA